AUGAGAGAGCACAGUGUAUCAGGAAAUGCUGGCUAUAAUGAGAGAGAGCACAGUGUAUCAGGAAAUGCUGGCUAUAAUGAGAGAGAGCACAGUGUAUCAGGAAAUGCUGGCUAUAAUGAGAGAGAGCACAGUGUAUCAGGAAAUGCUGGCUAUAAUGAGAGAGAGCACAGUGUAUCAGGAAAUGCUGGCUAUAAUGAGAGAGAGCACAGUGUAUCAGGAAAUGCUGGCUAUAAUGAGAGAGAGCACAGUGUAUCAGGAAAUGCUGGCUAUAAUGAGAGAGAGCACAGUGUAUCAGGAAAUGCUGGCUAUAAUGAGAGAGCACAGUGUAUCAGGAAAUGCUGGCUAUAA
Protopterus annectens (West African lungfish) is the source of this 348-nucleotide messenger RNA. RefSeq lists its product as uncharacterized. Bases 1 to 348 code for a protein of 115 amino acids. NCBI's taxonomy places the organism in Eukaryota, Metazoa, Chordata, Ceratodontiformes, Protopteridae. The record is from RefSeq and is a predicted model, not a curated record. The transcript has a single exon.